Solenopsis invicta (red fire ant) is the source of this 942-nucleotide messenger RNA. RefSeq names its product signal peptidase complex subunit 3 (gene Spase22-23). The record is from RefSeq and is a predicted model, not a curated record. Gene Ontology annotation, cellular component: signal peptidase complex; membrane. Bases 298 to 837 code for a protein of 179 amino acids. The transcript is spliced from 5 exons. Gene Ontology annotation, biological process: protein targeting to ER. NCBI's taxonomy places the organism in Eukaryota, Metazoa, Arthropoda, Insecta, Hymenoptera, Formicidae.
UGCGUUCCCAAAAUCAUCGAAAAAAAAAUAUUUUAACCUUUCGUCAGUGCGCUUUUUGUGUUUCUUCCGCAAACGCGAGCUUAUCAUCGCUUGAUGAUACGACGUAUGGAUUCAUUUACGAACGUAAACCCGGUAACUGUCGCUGUCACGUUGUGAGCCUGCUGACGUUGAAAGUUCCGAUUGGGGAGACAAUGCGCGUUGGUUAGAAAUUCGUCGAUCCCGCACAGCUGUAUCGAUUAAGUCGCUUUAAUUAAAUAGGAACGCCACGAUUGUUGACGGAUUAUUGACGGCGCGAUAAUGCACACGUUCCUAACACGAGGGAAUGCUAUCUUGGCGUACACGUUAAGUGUAUCGGCCUGCCUCACAUUUUGCUGCUUCCUCUCCACAGUAUUUAUCGAUUACAGAGCAAACGCAGCGUUAAAUACGGUUAAAGUUGUCGUAAAGAAUGUACCAGAUUACAGUGCAUCGAGAGAGAAAAAUGACUUGGGUUACUUGACUUUUGAUCUACAAACUGAUCUUACUCCAUUGUUUAACUGGAAUGUUAAGCAAUUGUUUUUAUACCUCACAGCAGAAUAUCAGACGGAAAAUAAUGAAUUUAAUCAGGUAGUGCUAUGGGAUAAGAUAGUUCUUCGUGGAGAUAAUGCUGUACUUGAUUUCAAGAAUAUGAAUACGAAAUAUUACUUUUGGGAUGAUGGCAAAGGCCUCAGAGGAAAUAAGAAUGUAACGUUAACGUUGUCCUGGAACAUUAUUCCAAACGCUGGAUUGUUACCUAGUGUUAAUGCUCUUGGUUCUCAUACUUUCGCAUUCCCGUCUGAAUAUACAACGUUGCGUGUAUAACGCAUAUUCAAAUGUAUGUGUUAUGAUUGUGUACUAUAAUAUGAUUUUGUAAGGACUUAUUUAAACUGCAUAAAAUUCAUGUACAAUAAACAAUGUUUAUUUCUU